Messenger RNA from Plectropomus leopardus (leopard coralgrouper), 1334 nucleotides. It is a transcript of the gene kcnf1b, whose product is annotated as potassium voltage-gated channel, subfamily F, member 1b. Gene Ontology annotation, cellular component: voltage-gated potassium channel complex; membrane. Gene Ontology annotation, molecular function: voltage-gated potassium channel activity; protein binding. The record is from RefSeq and is a predicted model, not a curated record. Lineage: Eukaryota; Metazoa; Chordata; Actinopteri; Perciformes; Serranidae. Gene Ontology annotation, biological process: protein homooligomerization; potassium ion transmembrane transport; action potential.
AUGUGGACAGUUCCGAAGCCAAAAUAUAGAACAGGUUUGUGCGAUGAGGGGGAGAUUGCUGUGAACAUUGGCGGAGUCCGAGUAGUGCUUUUCGGGGAUGUUUUGAACCGCUACCCGGAGAGCAGACUGGCGGAGCUGCUGAACUCCUCAACUGAGAGUUCUGAGGUGAUCUCGUCGCUUUGUGAUGACUUCGACCCGGGAAGAAAAGAGUUUUACUUCGACCGAGAUCCCGACGCCUUCAAGUGCAUCAUCGACGUCUACUACUUUGAUGAAAUCCACAUCAAACCCGGCAUUUGCCCGAUUUGUUUCAUCAAGGAGAUGGAGUUCUGGAAAAUAGACCAAGAUGUUUUGGAUGAAUGCUGUAAAAGUUACCUAAAUGAGAAGGAGGAGGAGUUAACAGAGAUUGCAAACAAAGUGAAGGUGAUUCUGGAGGAUCUGGAUGUGGAUCAGUGCAUUACGCGCACCCAGCGGUGCCAGAGGUUCUUGUGGAGGCUGAUGGAGAAGCCUGGAUCCUCCGUGCCGGCGCGCGUCAUUGCCAUCGCGUCUUUCCUUUCCAUCCUGGUUUCGGCGGUGGUGAUGUGCGUGGGGACCAUCCCGGAGCUCCAGGUGACGGACGCAGAGGGGAAACUGGUGGAGCACCCGACCCUGGAGGCGAUUGAGACUGCCUGCAUGUUAUGGUUCACCGCGGAGUACCUGCUGCGCCUCGCGUCCUCUCCAAACAAGCUGCACUUUGCGCUCUCCUUCAUGAACAUCAUAGACUUUAUGGCCAUCAUGCCUUUCUACGUUGUCCUAUCCCUCACCUACCUCGGCACCACAUCCAUGAUGGAGCUUACUAACGUCCAGCAAGCUGUCCAGGCGCUUCGCAUCAUGCGCAUCGCGCGUAUUUUCAAGCUGGCGCGCCACUCCUCUGGGCUGCAGACUCUGACCUACGCGCUCAAGAGGAGUCUCAAAGAGCUGGGGCUGCUCCUCAUGUACAUGGGCGUGGGGAUCUUUGUGUUCUCAGCGCUGGCCUACACUAUGGAGCAAAGCCAUCCAGAGACACUUUUCAGAAGCAUCCCGCAGUCUUUCUGGUGGGCCAUCAUCACCAUGACCACGGUGGGCUACGGAGACAUCUACCCCAAAACAACGCUGGGCAAGUGCAACGCAGCCGUGAGCUUCUUGUGCGGAGUGAUAGCCAUCGCCUUGCCCAUCCAUCCCAUCAUCAAUAACUUUGUGGUGUUCUACAAUAAGCAGAAAGUGUUGGAAACUGCGGCGAAGCACGAGGUGGAGCUGAUGGAGCUGAAGUCUGGCAGGGAGGCGCGCAGAAAAAGCAGGGAUUGAGAGGAGACUGUGGA